This is a messenger RNA of Bactrocera latifrons, 1657 nucleotides long. RefSeq names its product zinc finger protein weckle-like. Gene Ontology annotation, cellular component: nucleus. The record is from RefSeq and is a predicted model, not a curated record. NCBI's taxonomy places the organism in Eukaryota, Metazoa, Arthropoda, Insecta, Diptera, Tephritidae. Gene Ontology annotation, molecular function: DNA-binding transcription factor activity, RNA polymerase II-specific; zinc ion binding; RNA polymerase II transcription regulatory region sequence-specific DNA binding. Gene Ontology annotation, biological process: regulation of transcription by RNA polymerase II.
UGUCAAAACCUCCUCUACCGUGGUCAAAACAUUUGUACCUAUACUAUAUAUUAUAUUUGUCAUGAAAAAAUACAAGCAACUUAAUAUUUCACUUCAUUAAAAAGUAUACAAUUUUCUAAUAUGUCUAACACAUUUGAAGAUUUCAAAAGUAAUUUUGCCGAUGCUGAAUGGCAAUUUUGGUGUAGACUCUGUGCUAAAGACGAUGUACGAAAUAUCAAUAUAUCUCCAGAACAAAACCAAACUACAGUUCACAAACCUGCUGCAGUUAUAGAUUUCAUAGCGGAGUUUUUUGAAGUUCAUAUACGGCAAAAUGAAAAUUUACCACAUUGGCUUUGUGCACAAUGCUUGUAUAUUUCCAUGUCCACAAUGUGAUAAAAAAUUCCAAACUAAGGAAUAUGUUUUGCGACAUAUAAAGUUUGUACAUGAAGAUAUACGUUCAUUCAUAUGCGAAGAAUGUGGUGAGUGUACACGCACGGAAGCUACACUGCGGGAACACAUGCUUAUACACACCGACUAUGCACCUUUUGAAUGUGAAGUUUGUAAGAAAGGAUUUAAAAAUCAAUCGAGGUUGAAGCGGCAUAUGGAGAUGCACAGCGAUCAUAAACAUAUAUGCGGUGAAUGUGGUUUAGAAUUGAAUUCGCGUUUAACCUUGAAUCGUCAUAUGCUUGUGCAUUCUGAUAAAAUGCAGCAUAAAUGUGAUUAUUGUGGGCGCGAAUUUAAACGUGUGAAAGCUUUAAAAAGUCAUUUAAUACUUCAUAGUGGCUUAAAACCAUAUUCAUGUGACUUCUGUGACAAAACGUUUGCCCAUGGCUCAAAUUGUCGCACUCACAAAAGAAAGUUUCAUCCCGAAGAAUUUGCGGCCUUAGAGGCUUCCGGAGAAAAGAAGUUCACUAAAAAUAUCCCUAACUUAGCGGUUUUAAAAACAGUUACCCGCACAGCUGAGAAUCUUUUGCCCGUGGUAUGUAAACAAAGUGGAAACUUUUCUUCCGGCAAAAAACCGAACCUCCAAUCAGUUGUAAAGGAGAAACACAACACCGUUCCUACGACAGUAGGGUCUAAGUAAACGGAAGGGACCCGGAUUUUUAUCCAAUAUUGUCAAUUCGACGCCAUUCCUCGAAAUUACUUCAGGAAUGUUUUCUGCCUCUAUGAAAACAACAACGAAACAUAAAAAUAUGCAGGGAAUAAAACAUAAGAGUGCUAUGACGCUGUGAUUGUGCUAAAGCGAUUACUCUUGGCCGGCGACCUGAAGAUGACUAUAAUAACAGACAAUAUAAUACCAAGAAUUGAUAACUGGGUCAAUGGGUAUACACACGCAACCUAUAUUAACUUAUGUAUGUAUGUAUAUGAUGUAAACAUAUGUAUGUUGGUUGAUAUUAACGGCUACUCUGCUGUACGUGUUUAAAAUUAAGUCUUAAUUUUUUAAUGAAUAAAAAGUCUGCAGUUAUUGUAAAUGUAUAAAAAGAGUCUAGUUGAGAUGCUCUUAUUAAAGCCUCACUUAAGCAUACCAAAAUUGUCAGUAUGUAUUGAAAUGUAUUUAUAGAAGAAUCAGACAAACAUACAUACAUAUGCCUGAUCGUAGUGAUAAGUCAUAGUCUUUAAUUAUUUCACUAAGUUAACAUUUUUUAUUGCAUUAUAUUAUAAUAAAUGGUAAUCAGGA